Molecule: messenger RNA, 2920 nt
Organism: Exophiala dermatitidis NIH/UT8656
Lineage: Eukaryota; Fungi; Ascomycota; Eurotiomycetes; Chaetothyriales; Herpotrichiellaceae
Exons: 1
Coding region: 1744-2283 (179 amino acids)
Source: RefSeq, a predicted model, not a curated record
CCUGUAUCGACUGUUUCAUGUUGGCGAUACCAUGAGACAGCGAAAGCCUUUGCAGCAUGAGUCUCAUGCCGGCGGAGAAGACUAGAACACAUAUCCAAGUCAUGCCUGAGAGCAGUGGCCGUCAUGAUGCAAACUCAUCCUGCUUUGAGACUGAACACCUAGUAUGUAGUAGGGAGAGUUAUAUCAGGAGCCUGAGCCCUCCACGAAGUGCUGGCUACUACUCGCAUGGUCGAAAAUCCUCAAUAAUACAAGGUGAGAGAACCAAACAAAGUGCUAAGAGACCGGGAGUUGCAAGAGAAGGAGAACGAUGUUGUACCCAUUGACCCAACGUCGUGGUGCCCACCCCGUAUUCACUUCACUUGCCGGCCAGCCUCCCGCUUUCACCAUGUCCCCGCAAAAAAGAACCUUGAUAUAAUGAUUCGACCAAUUUCACUUCAAUCCUCACCGGCUUGGAUCAAACUGGUACCGACCAGAAGGCGUGACGGUGACGAGCCCCCUGACCCGACGACCACGAGACCGACCGCUGUUCGAUUCCCGUUCCCAUCACCACAACGACUAUCUAAUUCAACGUUUGUCCUGGCCAGCAUUACAAUUCAACCACUACAAAACAAGAAAAUCGACAAAACGAGAAACGGAAAGAAAAGCCCACACCCCGGGAAACAACAAUAGGGCUUUCGCUUCACCACAACCUCCGACCGAGGAGUUUGUGACAAGAAGCUUUUUUUCCCCUUUUGGCUUUCCACGGUCAGGGUUGCGGUCUGAGGCCUUGCGCUACGCUUUGGUAUGGGAGCCUUCUGUUUCCUUCGCGCUUCGUGGUUAUUUGAUCCUCCCAUAUCCUACAGUAUGAGCACUCCCAUUUCGGGUGAUCCCGACUAUGUUUGCUUUGGAUGAACCCCUGCUUGAACCAACUCACCAUUGAUUCGCUCAUCUCUGUAACACAAUACUACUACUUCUCUACAGCCCCACCAUGCGCAUACGCAUAGAUCCAGGCACGGUUUGCUUUCGCUGUUGCCGAAGGGUACCUGCAGUCGGUCGAGUUGGUGGAACUGUUUCGAAAACUGGGCCUGGCCAAUGAUAUCCCUGUUCAAGGGCCUAUUUAGUAUGGGUAAGAUGGCCUAUAGUAUUCUGCUGGAGGGAGUGUACAACACAUUGCCAUCCUCGCUUGAUCGAUAAGCUACAUGUUUGUCCGACUACAUGAUCAAACGAACCGGGUCGGCAAAUGGUCACUCUUGCAUGGACACGCUCCAUGCCGCACUCGUUUGCUUGCGUUAUAUGCGCCGGCUUGCUUCGAGGGCCCAAGGAUGCUUUAACGGCGGAACAAGGGUCUAUACCGGCUUUUGAUCGACCGGCACAAACCCACUGCGGGCUGGAAUACUAUAACAUAUGGAACAUGUACUAAGAGUGCCAUCGCUCGACGGUUGAGGGUUUGGUCUCGAUCGACGGAAAGAAAGACAGGAGCAAAGUCGGACAUUCAAAACCACUGCAGUGGAUGACUGCACCAGACCAGGUCAUACAAGGAGGCUGCCUGCAUCGCCUACCACGCUGCCUACGACGAUUCUAGCAGGUGCGACCAAUCCAUUUGAUCUCUAUACCAUUUGCUGUGCCUGUUCCACUGUGCAAGAGAUCUCUGUCCUGCAUUGAAAAGACUCUCGCGCCUCCCAACCACGGGCUCCAGCAGCAUCGAUUUGAAUUGUUUUCCGAGCGUCAACUCGAUCCUCCCCAGAAGAAAAGACGACUACCAUCAUGUUCCCCAUCUUGGUCCUCGUGAUGGCAAGCAUAGCGAGUGCCUUGGUAUUACCACGUCAAGCUCAUCCUCUGGAGCUUUCCAAACCAGGAACACAAGACCUGGUCAAGCGGAACAUGACCGUCGGCACCCAGCAGCUUAACCUCAACAUCGACCCAGACAUAAUCAACCCAGUCUGUGGCGGAAUUUACCCUGCCAACAUCAACGUGCAGUCUGCACCCGACCCGUUCUAUCUUACCACGGCGUGCGACAAGGUGCUCGGCUACAUCGGAGGAGCCAAGGGGAGCAAGAACGUUGAUGUGGUGUUUGCCUGCCAAGCUCAGCCCACCACUGGGACCGGCGACAGAGACAUAAAAAUGAUAUUGAACACGCAGGCCAAUUUCGUCCUCGACGGCAGUGGGGGCGGCACUCAGAAUAUCCCGGCAAACAUGGAGCUCACUUCGGAAAGUGAUAACUUCUUCCUUUCAACUAGCGUCAACAUCGGCGUCAAAGUGAGCAGUUCUUCUGGCAAAAUCACUUUCCAGUAUAUCUUCUGUUGAUCAGCGUGACGGUGGCUCUGUGGAUCGUGAUGUCGGAGAAAGCUCUUGUUUGGCGUUAAAGAGCUUGAGAUGGGUUUUUGUCUUGCGCGGGUUGCAACGAAGCAUGGUUUUGGGCAAUGCGUCCAUCUGUAGAAGGAGCUGAGGCGUUGGAGGAGCCCGCUGACACGGUCAAGCCUGGACCACUCUGAUAUUGUUGGCUGAUAUCUGAUAUCUUUCAUGGCAUGUUAGAAGGGCAGUGAUAGGUGGAGGAGGCGGGUGCAGGCCUGAGUUGACCACGAGAGCAUUACCAUCACAAGCUUGGCCCAGGUCGAUUCCAACGAUGCUCAGUGACCAGAUUACGGCACAAAUCAAGCUUGUUACUGCGUUGUGAAAGAUUACCAGAGCCAUGGUCUUCAGGUCGAGACAUGUCUCGCACUGCACAGCACAUGAUGGUUUCCCGUUUUCGUGUCGCAGCCGGUCUUUCUCGAAGGUUGUGCCAAAUGUAAAACAGUCCUUAAACCAACCUCUCCAGCAAUUGUCUCCGCCGCCGAUCGACAAGCUCAUCUUGAACUUCUUGUAGAGUAGGCAAGCGCCAUCUGACACCAUCACCAGCGUCACCCGGCAGAGGCUCCCAAUCCGGAUCGUCCUCUUCACCUUC